This is a messenger RNA of Hydatigera taeniaeformis, 366 nucleotides long. Lineage: Eukaryota; Metazoa; Platyhelminthes; Cestoda; Cyclophyllidea; Taeniidae. The record is from the annotation of a GenBank genome assembly.
AUGCUCACGGUAACGCGUUGGCGUAUCGAGGCUGCCGACAAUGCCGUUUUCGGUGUUGCUAUAGAUGUAAAUGAUAUCUUUCCGGAGGUGUCAACCCUCAAGGAUCCCGAAUUGCAGUCAGCUCAGUUAGCAGCGAGAGCGCGUUUCCUACCUGACUACACAGUGCGGGCGGCAACUAACAUCGAGUAUCUCCGCAUCACAGCCGAGCACUAUCUCCUUGCACGUCGACUCACUGUCUGGAUCACUAAACUUCAUCCUCAAGACCCGGAAGCGGUUUCACCGUCUCAGCAGAACAUAAUCGAUGAUGUGUUCGGCUCUGAGCCGACCAAUGAAGGUGUGGUCUUGCCAUCAGCAACGCCCGAAUAG